This is a messenger RNA of Ambispora leptoticha, 681 nucleotides long. The record is from the annotation of a GenBank genome assembly. NCBI's taxonomy places the organism in Eukaryota, Fungi, Glomeromycota, Glomeromycetes, Archaeosporales, Ambisporaceae.
AUGUCUCCAACAGUUUCUUCAACCAAAUCGUCGUCUCACUCAGAGAUAGAACCAAGAAUAGUCGCUACAAACACACUAAUAGUUACCAAUCUCGACAGAGAAGCUUUCCGGCCGGAUAAUCUAGCAAAACUAAAGGCCCAAUUAGAACAGUACGGCUCCAUUUAUAAAUUUAUCCCUAUUAAAUCAUUUAAUAGAAUUUUGGCCGUUUACUAUAACACCGUAGAUGCGAACACUGCGAAAGCAUUUGCUGACAAGAUGUUGUUUCUGAGCAGUAAUAUUCGUAUUUAUUUUGGAAUGCAUACCCCAAUUUAUGAUACGAUCGAUGAAUCUCAGCAUCUUGAUGUACCGAAAAUCGAGAAAAAUUGGUUAAUAUCCCCACCGAUGUCGCCGCCAAUCGACUGGACACAAAUCCGCGAAGAUUCUCCAAACUCUAAUACGCUUGCCGAAGAUUUAAUUCAAGCUCUGCGAAAAGAAUCUGAUAUUAAUGUCUCUGCACGGAAUCCAUCAACGCCGUCACUUUCUAAAUUAGAUGUCCCAUAUUGGGAUCAUGACUCGACCAUAAAAGCAGGCUCUUCGAAUCUAUUAAAUGUAGCGAAUGACGUGAAUCGUAGAAGGACGCAACUUCGUCCUUCUCAGACUUAUACACCAACACCAAGGCCUCCGGUCCUUAGCGGAAUGUAA